GUUGGACGUACCUUAGUGAAGCAUUUCAAAUCUAUGAAAUGGAUGCAGUCCUGCAUUCCUUCACAUAUCCCUCAUCCUUAUAGUCAGCAGAUGUCAAGCAAGUCACAGAUAUUUCCCCUUAAGGAGAUGACUUUGAGACAGCUAAAAUAAUACUUGGAGGGGAUCAACUUGUUAGAGUAAGGAUGAGUGGAGCUAAAGAUCUUCUUGCUGGUGCUCACACUGCAACAGAAAGAAUGGAGAUUUUUGAUCCUGUUAUAGAAGAGCUGUUUCAUGUAGAACAGGAUUUUCUUGAAAAAAUGUUCAAACGAUUCUACUCAACAAAGACCUCACGACAGGAAGGAAGUCUAGCUUUCUUCAAAUGUCAGCUGAGGAGGACCAACGUAAACGGUCAAGUAAAAGGAGGGUUCCAGGCACACAGUGAUUUCCUACACACAGUUGGUGAGGCCCUACUGAUUCAGCUAUGUAUGAAGAAAUUUUCAAUGGACAGCUUAGAGAGUGAGCCUGUUAUUCCAAAUUUAAGUCUGCCAGAAAACAUCAGAAACACACACAUUAAAACAAGAGAACCUCUCUUUUGGAAGGUUGUUAAAGAAAUUGUGAAUGAAAUAUUCAUGGAAUUUCAUAACCCAGGAUGUUUACCUCCAGUGCAAUUGGAUUUUGGUGGUAGUUCUGUGAUAAUUCCCAGAGAACAACUGUGCAAAAAUGGCUAUGUUGAUGUGAAAGUGCCAUCUGGGGAAGUUUUGAGAGUUUUUAAUUCACAUGAAACCACAGAUGACAUACAGAACUACUCUUUACAAUUACUGAUGUGGUAUAUCCAUUUUUGUGAAUUUCAGGAUGGCAUACGAGAAGGAGACCCGUUCAGGACCAACAUUAACUUAAAAAGAAUGAUUCCCUUCUUUUACAGUCAUUCAGAUCGAUCCAAAUAUGCAGUUGAGUGCAUAGAUUAUAUCCUGAAAACAGAAGUUCUAUUACCACAGCACACAGCUAUGAGAGUGAGACUCGGUAGUUUUGUUAACCCACAUGGAAAAAAAGGAGGAAAUAAGCCAGCUGACAUGCAACAAGAAAAUAACAUUCUUGUUCUCAAAGAUGUUAUAAAAGGUUUAGGAGCCAACAAAACAACAAAAGCCAUGGAACGUGCAUCUGCAGCAGCUCCUGUUGUGGCAGAAACUGUAGAAAAUUAUAUGAACAGUAUUGGGUGUGUAUCAAGGAGUGGAAAACACAAUACAAAAGACAAUUUGGAAGACGUGAAACUUCUAGUCCAACUUUUAAGUCGAUUAGACCCAUUUAGUGUGAUUGAUAACCGCAAGAUGAAUUUUUACAGUGGUUUCAGGAAAAAUCCAUUCUCAGCGAUAUCUUCAGAUUUUAACUCCCAUCUUUUCAAAAUAGUUGAGCGCUUGAAAAGAUGUCAGAACAUUGACCUUGAAUACUACAACCAGUAACAAUCAUAGGUGUCACUGUGGGGAUGAGAAGGGAGGGGGGAGUAAAUUGUGUCUGAUUGCAGUGUAUGAUUGCUGUUUGUAUUAUGUCAAAAUAAUGUUAUCAUAUUUUUGGAUGUUUCAUGUAUUUUAGCUCACUUGAGCUAUUAAAAGGCUCAAGUGUCACAGCUUUUUUUUUUUAUCAAAAUUGUCUGUUAAAAUCAUUAUCUUAUUUUUAUUAUCCUAUUUUUAUCACUCUAGAAUAAUUCUGUCGAUUUCAACCUCCAUAAAGUAUCUUUUGGACAACACACUUUUUAAGGGGAGAUAAUUUAAAACUAGUAAUUUUAAUAGCAUCUUCUAAACAUCUUUUUCUCAGGAAUCGCUAAGAUAGGGGAAAAAAAAUGAAAACUCGUGUGGAAGCUUCAUUCAUAGUGUAGAUUCAAG
Molecule: messenger RNA, 1856 nt
Organism: Saccostrea cuccullata (small rock oyster)
Lineage: Eukaryota; Metazoa; Mollusca; Bivalvia; Ostreida; Ostreidae
Exons: 4
Coding region: 183-1436 (417 amino acids)
Source: RefSeq, a predicted model, not a curated record